Messenger RNA from Petromyzon marinus (sea lamprey), 9413 nucleotides. RefSeq names its product early endosome antigen 1 (gene EEA1). Gene Ontology annotation, biological process: endocytosis. The record is from RefSeq and is a predicted model, not a curated record. NCBI's taxonomy places the organism in Eukaryota, Metazoa, Chordata, Hyperoartia, Petromyzontiformes, Petromyzontidae. Gene Ontology annotation, cellular component: early endosome. Gene Ontology annotation, molecular function: metal ion binding; 1-phosphatidylinositol binding.
UUUACCAGCGCGGAUAAGCAUAGGCGGGUCUAUGUGCAGUAGCGUCCACACUGUGUGUGUGUACACACAGAGACAGGGAAAGCACUGUACGUAGGACGGGGCAGUUCGAGGCGGUACGAGGCGGCUUUUUAUUCAUCAAAACUAUGUUUCGAAGGCUCUUACAAAAGGCUCCGACUCCAGGAAAACCGGGUACAGAUGACCCCUCGGCAGAUGCCAACAAUGACUCCUCGGAGGGGUUCAUCUGCCCCGUGUGCAUGCAGCCGUAUGGCUCGGCAGUGGAACUGUUCUCGCACCACGAGUCUGCGCACAGCGUUCCGCCGCCGGUCAGGGCGCCCGAUAGCGCCGCCCCGCCGCCCGGGCACGACACCGAAGGUUUCAUUUGCCCCGUUUGCAUGAAGUCGCUUGGCUCGGCAGAUGAGCUCAGCAGGCACUACCAGAGCUGCCACAACGAGGGGUCGUCAGCGGACGGAACGCCCGACUCGGUCAGCGUCCCCUCCCACAACAGGGAAGGGGAGGUGACCAUACUGAGGCAGGAGCUCAAUGAAGUUCAGACGUCGCUGAAGGAGGAGAGAUGGUACUCAGAAGAGCUCAAGAAAGAAUUGGAAAAGUUACAGGGGCAGUCCAAGCAGGAAGGCGACAAAGACGGUGAAAAGGUUGAUACGACAGUGGUGCAGGCCCUGCAAGCCCAACUGGACGAUGCCCUGACGGCGAACCAGGAGAUUCAGCGCAUGAAGGACCUUCUGGAGCAGAAGGCGGCCUCCUUGGCCUCUGAAAUGGCUGGCGUGAAGUCGUGCGUGGAUGAGGAGAAGGGCCUGAAGGAGGCCGCUGAGGAGAAGAUCAGGGAGCUGAGCGAUGCCCUCACGAAGGAAAAGGCCAUUGUCGAAGACUUAAAAACAGAGCUGAUGCAACGCCCAGGCGUGGAUGAUGUGGAGGUGCUAAAGAAGGAACUGGUGCAGGUGCAGACGCUCAUGGACCAGCUGACGCGUGAGCGCGAGGAGGCAUCCGAGCGGCUCAAUGAGCAGCACCGACAGCUCCAGCAGAAGCACAGCCAUGCCCAGGACACCAUAAAGAAGCUGAAGGAGGAGCUCAAAAAGGCCCCCAAGGAGGUGGCAGCCCUCUCGGAGAAGCUCAAGCAGCUGGGCUCCACCAGCGAGGAGACAAAGAGGCAGCACCAGGCGCUGGAGCUGGAGCUGGUCGGGAAGCGUGCCGAGUGCGAGCGGCUGUCGGAGCAGCUGCAGGCGGCGAGCCACGGCCAGGCCGGCCUGAGCGGGACCCUGGAGGAGCGGCGAACUCAGCUCGAGAAGCUCCACUCGGAGCUCAACGCUCUGCAGGCAUCACACGGGGAGCUGAAGGCGUCGGUGGCGACGCUGCGGGAGGCCAACGCCGGGCUGCAAGGGGCGCGCGGCACGCUGGAGGCCACGCUGGCGGAGCGCGACGCCGAGCUCGGGCGCCUGCGUGCCGAGCUGGCCGAGGCCGAGGCUCAGGGCCAGCGUCUGGGCCUGGAGCUGAAGCAGACGCGGCAGAGCAAGGAGGAGAAGGAGCAGCAGAACGCCCAGCAGCAGGCAGAGAUGAGCCAGCUGCAUGCACGGCUGCUGGAGACGGAGCGGCAGCUGGGCGAGGUGCAGGGCGUGCUCAAGGAGCAGCGGCAGGCCUCGGGCGAGCGCGUGAUGGAACGGGAGCAGCAGCUCUCCGACCUCACACUGCAACUGUCGCUCAUGGAGGAACAGCUACAGCAGAGCAUGGCGUCCGUGGCCGAGGUGCAGAGCCAGCUGGAUAAAUCGCACAAACAGAGCCAGGAACUACAGGCCGCGCACCAGACCAGCACGGCGAAGCUGCGAGAGGCCCAGAGCGACCUGGAGCAGGUGCUCCGGCAGAUUGGGGACAAGGACCAGAAGAUUCAGAACCUGGAGGCGCUGCUGCAGAAGUCCCGUGACACCGUGGGACACCUGGAGGCCGAGCGGGACGAACUCUUCGGGAAGAUCCAGGCGGGCGAGGGUGCCGGCGAGGCCAUCAGCCAACUGCAGGAGAAGAACAGCGGUCUGCAGGAGCAGCUGUCGCAGCUGACCGAGCGGCUGGCUCACCAGACGGAGAGCCACCGGCAGGCGCAGGAGGACCUGCACAAGAAGGUGCAGGAGCUCAAGACGCAGCUGAGCGCUGCGCAGGAUCGCUGCGCAACGCUGGAGGCGGCGACGUCCGAGCUGAAUUCGCAGCUCGCGGACGUGCGGGAGAAAGCCACGCAGCUCGACUCUCAGGUGAAAGCCAAGUCGGAGCUGCUUCUGGCAGCCGAAGCGGCUAAAGGGGCCCUGAGGGCAGAUCUGCAGAACCACACGGAGCAGUCGCAGAAUGCCCUGCAGGACAAGCAGCAGGAGCUGAAGCAGUCGCUGUCGCAGAUGGAGCAGCUCCGUGCAGAGCUGGCUGCGCGGGCCGAGAGCUGCUCGCAGCUGGAGGGCAGCCUCAAGGAGCAGCGGGAGAAGCUGCUGGUGGCCGAGCAGCAGACGGAGGAGCAGCAGGCGAGAGCCAAGAAGCUGGAGGGGGAACUGACGCAGGAGAAGCGCAUGAUGGAGAAGGCCCGGCAGGAGCUGAGCGAAUCUAACAAGCAGCGGCAAGAGUUGGACGCUCGAAUUCAGGAACUGGGACAGCAGCUGGAGUUUGAGAAGGAAAGCCUCGCUCGCUCCAAGGCUGAGUUGGGGCAAAAGAGCGAGGAGCUGGCAGCUGCGGCGGCACGGAGAGAGGAGGAGCUGCGCGGGGAGCACGAGCGACUGAAGGGCGCCGCCGAGAGGCAGCGAGCGGAGGCGGAGGGAUGCGCCGCCGGGCUGUCGGCCCGCGCGUCCGCGUUGGAGUCGCAGCUCGGCGAGGUUCGGUCGGAGCGAGAUUCCCUCGCGCGGGAGCUCUCCGAGGGCAAGCGGCAGCUGGAGGAGCUGAGCGCCGGCGUCGCAGAUGCGCAGUCGCAGCUGGGAGCCGAGAGGGAGGCUCGCAAGAUCGGCGCCGCCGAGACGAAAAAGAAGCACAAGGCAGCGAUGAAGGAGGUACAGGCGCAGCUGGAGAAGGCGAAGAAGGAGCAUGAGCAGCUGCUCGGCACUGUCAUGCAGACGGAGGCGACGGCGCAGUCGCUGCGCGAUCAGGCGGCGGGUACCGCGGCUGAGCUGGCGUCACUGAAGCAGGCCGUGGGGCAAAAGGAGGCCGAGGUAAAGCAACUGCGCGGCAAGGUGGCCGAGUCGGAGAAAUCGGCCAAGCAGCAACGGAAGGACCACGAGGGGCAGCUGUCCAAAGCCGCAGCCGAACUUGCGGCUCAGACGGAGGCUCUGCAGCUCUCGCAGCAGGAAACGAAGGCCACCAACGAGCACCUGGCCCGGGAGAGGGGCCAUGUGGAGGACCUGCAGGGCCGGCUCCAGGCGGCACAGGCCGAGAGCACCCGUCUGCAGGAGGACCUUUUCGGCAAGGAGUCGGAGGUCUCCGCCACCUAUCAGGACCUCAAGGCUGUGGAGAAGAAGCUGUCAGAGGCGCAGGAGGAGCUGUCGUCAUCGCGCAACGAGCUGAGCGGUCUGCAGCAGCGCCUCGUCGAGCUGGAGCAGGAGAAGGCGGGGCUGGCGGCCCGAGCGGCCUCCCAGGCCCAGGAGCUGGAGGCCAAAGUGCAGGCCGCUCAGCAGCUCGAGAUCAGCAAGGUGCACAAGGAGGAGGAGCUGCAGGCGGAGAAGAAGGCCAAGGCUGCGUUGGAGAAGGCUCGCUCAGCUCUGGAGGAGAAGCAUGGCAAGCUGAGCGAGGAGCUUAAGUCCAGCAAGGCACAGUGGGAGAAGGAGCUGGCAAGCUUGAACGAGGCCAAGCAGCUGCUGCUGCAGCAGAAGCGGGAGCUGCAGUCCAAGGCAGAGGGGGCGCGCUCGCUCAUGGAGCAGGAGAAGAAGGACCACCAGGCGACCCGCGACGCGUCCACCCAGCGGAAGCAGGAGCUGCAGCAGGAGGCCGCCGCGCUGCAGCAGAAAGUGGAGGAGCAGAGCCAGGAGGUGGAGAAGCUGCGCAAGGCGCACGAGGAGGCAGAGUCUCGCGCCACGCUGCAGCUGUCGGCGCUCAACGAGAACCUGGGAACCAUGCGCAAGGAGUGGCAGUCGGCGCAGCGGCGCACGGCCGAGCUGGAGAAGCAGGGGGACGAGCUGCGGGGAGAGAUCGCGGUCAUGGAGGCCACCGUGCAGAAUAACCAGGAGGAGCGGCGUGUGCUUUUGGACAGGUGCAUAAAGAGCGAGGCAGAUAUCGAGAAGCUGCAGGCGAAGGUGACGGAGUUGAGACGGAAACUGGAGGACGUCACCGCGGCCAUGCAGGAAUUGGGCCGGGAGAACCAGUCUCUGCAGAUCAAGCACACUCAGGUGCUCAGCCGAAAGUGGGCGGACGACGGCGAGGUGCAGAACUGCAUGGGCUGCGGGAAGGGCUUCUCCGUCACUGUGAGGAAGCACCACUGCAGGCACUGCGGGAACAUUUUCUGCGGAGAAUGCUCGGCUCGGAAUUCGAUGAUCCCGUCAGCCAAGAAGCCAGUGCGAGUGUGCGACACGUGCUUCGAAGAACUGAAAUGAUGAGGCCUAGCGGAGUCCGCAACUGUGGCGGGCACCUGCCCGUGUGGGAGUGCGCGUGAGUGCGCGUGAGUGCGCGUGAGUGCGCGUGCCUGCGUUAGUAAAGUGUGCUGUCCGAGCGUGCCGGUGGGUGCGUGUGAGCGAUACUGAGCGUCGGUGCUUGUGCUUGUCCGUGCGUCGUGCGUGUACUCGCGCGUGCGUGCGUCUGCGUCGGUGCGUGCGUGCGCGGUCCUCUUCAAACUCUGCGAGCGUCUUACCGUGGAAAGAUCUCCUGCAUGCGACCUUAAGUGUCUCAUGGAUUAACACUACACUAAAUGACAUCGUAUAUAUAUUUUUUAUUUAAUGUUUGAAAGUCAUCUUAAACAUGAAGACCCUGUAAAAAAAAAGAUUUUAAUUAAUCUUUCAAGAGAACAAAGAAAAAAAACAAUGCAGAAAUUGUUUCAAUUUUUAUUUUGCAUUCAACGGUUCCGGCUCGAAGGCGUUUGGGUCACACACGCAGAUUUGCUGCACCAACGGACGGCAUGCACCCGGUUUGCAGGCAGCGUGCGCAACAACUACAGCCCCAGUGAUAAUACCUCUAAUCGGCGCAGACAAAGCACUGCCUCACCACGGUGGGGAUGCAGAGAGUAGCCUCACCUCGUCAAGAGCGCGUUCGGCCAUUCGGCGUUCACGUAACAGUCCGAUGACGGCUCGCCUCUCUUUCGUCGAGAACGCAGCGCGCUACCGUUGCUGUCGAGGCUAUUUUUUUAGCGAAUCACGACUUAACCGAAGUAGCUCCAAGAAGCCGCCCUAGCUCCCAUUGCCUUACAAGGUUCGCGUCGUUAAGUUCUCCACAUUCCUUUUGCCGCGUUUUUGUUUUGUCGCCCGUGAUGGCGUGACCGUCGUGUCUCGCGUGGCGAGGUCGGGCAUGCCGCUGUAACAGCUUUUCGUUCGUCCUCAACGCCUCGGCAAAACGGUCGGGACGAUGGCGGCUGGUGCGGGAGGCGUCGUGUUUUAAACGCUGCCCCUCGCAUUCGAACGCGUCGCUCUUUUUCUUUCAUGCGGCGCCGAGCGGUGCGGAAACCUCGACCCGCCGAUUCCGCGCCGGACGAGAAACGCCUUAAAAGCGAUCGGCGUUCUCGAGCAUACCACGAUAAUAAUCACCGCGGCAAGUUCUCUCGCGCCGUGGCGUGGCAAGCGGUGGCGGCCGUGAGCCUGAGCGCGUGCGUGCUCGCGAGGUUACAAGCACGGCCCGCUGGGGCGUUUUCCGCUUGCGCGGUGAAGGAGUUCGUGCUCGGGCCAGGGGGGAAAAAGCAACUGCAGAACGACACUUAAUGGCGUGAAGCUACCUCCCAUCCUGCCCGUGUAUACCGGGCACGUAAAGAUUUUACCAGCGAAAUUUAGACCUUUUUUUUGCCGUCGGGGAGAAUGUAGCGCCUCUGCUGGCUGCAGGGAUUGCGCGAAAUCCAGUUCUUGCAUUCGAUGCGUUCGGAUUGAAAAUGAUCGAUUCUCCCGCGCGAGAUUUGAUGCAUGGGUUGUGAGCGCAAGAAUCGUGUUUCAUUGCCUAAUUGGUGCAUCGUUACAUGCCUACUCCGAGUAAAACGUGAAGUUACGUAAUAUUCUGAAACGACUGAUAAUCACGGCAGCUGUAUAAACUAGCGGUACACAGCUCACCAGACAUACCACGUAUCAACAAGACUGACGAUUUUAACAAAAUUAUAAUUUAAGAAUAUAAUAUGAUUUUUCUUAUUGAAUGUUAUCAAGUGUUUUAAGGUUACCUAAGUACUCGUAACGGAGAUAAAUGACACUGGGAUUGUGCAUUGUGGCUUUGUUCUUGCUCCGAUUUUCCUUAGCAGACGGAGGAGGGGGAAGGAUGUCUGCUCGGUGCAGUGGCCAUGAUGAGCUCAAACCUUGUUCGUCAGUAACACCGUGGCCUUAUCAGUAAAAGUUUGUUCCGCAAUCGGCAACGUUGCGGACAGUGGCCCCUUCAUCAGAGCGGAUGAAUCAGAAGGGCAACGAGGAAGAAGAAGAAACUGUUGCCCGACAUUGCCGUCUGCGCUCUUUGCCGUUUAUUUUAAAGGCUACGGUGCCGUUGACGAACGGGUCGAGUUUUAUUGCUUGUGCGCCACGGCCAAUGCGGUGUCACCAACAUAAUUAGUUUCGGCGGGGUGGGGGGCGGUUUGUGAAUCACACGAAGUUUUGCAGAGAAAGAACGAGGCACCCACCUGGGUGUGGGUGCCUUUGCGAGUCAGUACAACGGGUAGGUUUAAUUAUAGGCUCUGGGCAGCGUGGGAGCGGGUUUUCGUUUUGUGUGGAUGUUGUCGCACGUGCUUAACGCACCCGAGGGACUGUCUGAUGAGGGACUGUCUGAUGGGGCCCAACACGGGACCCAGCUGGAUGUGAAGAGUAAACUCCGUGAGGCUCUCGUAUGUAAAGGUACAUCCCUGCAAUUUAUUUCUCGCUCCGCUGCUGUCGGCAGGGCCUCCGUUGGAGGGUGCUGUAGAGAGCGCUCUCAAGAGCAUAAUUUGGCCUACUUGCUAGACAUCUUGGAUAAAGGUGGGAAUACCCACACGUUGCCCCACCGCGUCACGACCUGCCCAUGGACUGACUGCGGCCGUACCCAAUUUAUACGACUGUGUUCGGCUCUGCCGGUGGUGCGACAACUCGCGAUGUUGUGGACAAAACCACGCUCAAACUUACACCGAGGAACCGGUUUAAGUUUGAGCGAGCGUUUGGUGUCAAAUGCACCAAUACAUUUUACUCCAGAGGCUGUGUUUUCACUCAACAACUUACGUUAACACAUAUCGACGUCUGAACGUCUUUUUUUUCCCCUGUUGGCGUUACCUGUUCCGGUAUAUCGAGAGAGACGGUCAAUUGAAUGUGGAUUCUCAAAUGACUUGCAUUUCAAUGAUUUAUUUUUUGAUCUCCGCCGUGGAAUAAAAGGCUGGCGGUUGGCAUAGAAACUACGUUUCUUUUGGCAAUUUGUUGAGCUGCUUAACACGGAACUUAUUUUGCCAGUGAAUACAGCAUCGCUGUAAAAAUCCUACCCUGCCCGUGGUCUUCAGUCAAGAGCAAAUCGUCGUCUCCUGCCUAAAAUCUUUAGCGGGUGCACUUGCGGUGUGCAUCGCGGGGUUCUUGUAAGGAAACGUAGGUUAUUUUUUGCGUACCCUCUCCGAUCCCAGAUGCCUCUGUCCAGAACCGACACCAAUUCUGUUCACCGUUGCUUCCAGUUCACUUUCCCCAACAACGUCCCGUGCCAAAAAAAACCGAAACGGCACGAUCCCUCGUGUCGGCGCUGAGACACGCACGCUCCGGGUACGUCGGCGCGUGCACACACGCGCCGACGUCGCAUCUUAAAACUCGCGGUCAUCUCGCGGCUCCGUUGGUCUCGAACGCCCCCCCCCCUUCCUCCUCCAUCUAAGUGUGAGGAUUUGUUUGGGGCACACUACGCAGAAUACCCGGACGGAUUGCGGAAACCUAGAAAAGGCGGAAGUUGCUUGCGCGCGCGCGCAAAGGCAGACAAAGGCGUUGGUCUGACUUUUUUUGCGGACGUGUCGCUCGCUCUGUUGUGAAAUCGUAAUCGAGGUGACGCCGAGCGCCGCCUCUUCGUUGUGACGCUCGCGUCGCGUCAACCCCGCCAGCUGUCUCUGCGUCGGUCCGUUUGAAACUGUGGACUCUCGGUCGGCGGCUGUCGGGGGGGAUGGAGGAGUGUUCAUCCUCAAGCUCUGCCUGGAGGCCGUCGCUUGUUAUUUAUUGCUCGAGGAAGCUUUGAUGCGCGUUGGGUAAAAUGCAAGCUGCUUUUCAAAUAAAUCCUAACAACGCCUUCUAAUCUCGCUGAUGUUAAUAGACAACGUCUGUUAUCGUCAUUCACGCGAUCAUCGUUUCUUACGUACAUUUGUUAAUUUGCACUGAUUUUUUUAAUUGCAGAGGCCAGAAGUAAUUUUUGCACAGUUUUGUAAAAUGUAGUUUUUGCAUUUUUUUCUUAAAACUACAUCUCAACCAUGCUUUGUCACCUAGAUUUAAAAAAAAUCACAUUUUCUUUUCAGGAUUUAUGUCCUACCCACUAUCAUGAUCCGCAGAAAAACGAGUUGCUUAGUCUGUGCCUAGCUCCGAAUUAAAAACUAAUGUAAGCCUCUGAGCUAAGCUAGGUUAAUUAAAUACAAAAUAAAUUAAUGUAACAUGGGUGAAGAUCAACUCGCGUGCAUCAGCCAGAUGGAUUGUUGCAUCACAGGACAAUGAGGCACGGCUUGGGGAGGGAGGCCUUCAUCCAGCAGUUGAUCGAUCAUGGCUGAUGAUAGCUUAUAUCACACGGUGAUUGGUGACUGGAUAGAGAAUAUCAUCGAGAUGUCGUUUAGAAGCUGUCACCUAUCGGGGGCUCGCUGGAUUAUUACUUUGCAGAAUCACCAGAGGUGGCUGCGGCUUGAGAACGCUUUCAACCAGCAGUGGAUUGAUCAGGGUCGAUGACGAUCCUUGUGGGGACCUGCUUUUACCCCGAGUGAGAGCCCGCGAACCGCACCCUGCAUUAUUGGCAGUUCUUAGUGUUUUUGUGACAGUGGCCUCAAUCCUUGUGAUCCGGCCAAUCUUCAUCGCUCUUCUUUGCACAGUUUCGAUGGCUUUGGUUUUGAAAACGGAAUGCAGUUCUAUGAAGCUACGAGCUGGCAAGCCCAGAGCAGCAGUGAGCCCCGAGAGUCGGUGGUCGAUAGGAAAGGUGAGGACGUGGCGUGCCGGCUUUUUAAUGGUUUUUUGUUUUUAUAUAUUUUCAUAACGUAACUUUAGAGUGUAAUAGGGCGCUGAGAUUUUAAGUAAAGAUUUAUGUUGUGUAGACAUGGAUCUGCAUGUGUUGAAUCAUAUUUUUAAAUAAAAUAAUACCUGGGGAAA